AUGAGGGAAAUGACAGAUCUUCCCAAAAAGGGUUCCACGAAGCCGAAUUUUGGACGACCACUGCGGAAUCCCGUUUUUUUUAGGGGGCAUAGCGAUGCCAAAGGCCUAGGAUCACUAAAGCGUCGAGCAGAUUUGAACAGGAAGCGUGGUGAAAUAGCCUACAGCUUACGCACAUCGGGGAACAGAGACGACGACGCACGCCCCCUGAACGUAACGGGGUGA
This is a messenger RNA of Paracoccidioides lutzii Pb01, 222 nucleotides long. RefSeq lists its product as hypothetical. Bases 1 to 222 code for a protein of 73 amino acids. The transcript has a single exon. The record is from RefSeq and is a predicted model, not a curated record.